Molecule: messenger RNA, 912 nt
Organism: Helianthus annuus (common sunflower)
Lineage: Eukaryota; Viridiplantae; Streptophyta; Magnoliopsida; Asterales; Asteraceae
Product: photosynthetic NDH subunit of lumenal location 1, chloroplastic
Exons: 7
Coding region: 124-807 (227 amino acids)
Biological process (GO): photosynthesis
Cellular component (GO): photosystem II oxygen evolving complex; extrinsic component of membrane; photosystem II
Molecular function (GO): calcium ion binding
Source: RefSeq, a predicted model, not a curated record
AUCCACACAUGUUAUAUCCCUUCAUCAAAUCAUAUGAAAUAAAAAAUAAAUAAAUAAAGCAAUUGCAUUGGAAAUAUAUCAACCAAUUCAAGCAAGUAGCAUCUUCUUCCAGAAAACACAAAAAUGGCGGUUUCAUCUUUUUCAUUCUCAUCCGCAACCUUAUCUAGAAGGGUGAAUCUGCCAUUAAAGCCUUCUUCUUCUACAUGUUCUGGCCCAACCAUUAUUGCAUCUUCAAAAGAUAUUGAUGAAGAAAGAUCAGGAAAUUGCAAGAGAAGAUCACUUCUCUUAGGAGUUGGAGCUUCAAGCUUAUUGCCUACAAAAUUGCUAUUGGCUCAAGAAAAACCACCAAACUAUGCUGAAUUUGUCGACUUAGAAGACGGGUAUUCAUACUAUUAUCCCUCAGAUUGGAUAGGAUUUGAUUUCAGGGGACACGACUCUGCAUUCAAAGAUCGAUAUUUGCAGUUACAAAAUGUAAGACUUAGCUUCAUACCAACCAAUAAAACCGACAUCAAUGAGAUGGGUUCCAUAGAGAAGGUUGUAGCAUACUUGGUGAGACAUGUGUACUCGACGCCCACUCAAGUCCCAGAUGUGUUCGAUAUGCAAGAGAGGACCACGGAUGGUAAAAACUACUACACGUUUGAGUACACGCUAACGUCUCCAAACUUCUCCCGAGCAGCUUUUGCAACAAUAGCGGUUGGAAACGGGAGAUACUACACUCUAAUUGUUGGAGCAAAUGAAAGAAGAUGGAGAAGGGUAAGAAAUCAGCUUAAAGUGGUAGCAGACUCAUUCAAGGUGCUUGAUAUCUGAUAUUCUGAUGUAUGUAUAUUCGGUUUUCGUAAGUACAAUGUACAAAGCGUAAAGUACUCUUAAAGCUGCAUGAUUUAUCCAUCCCGCGACACUUUAGAAGUGGUA